AUGAAAGCGACGUACUUCAUCAUUGGAAUCGCGUUCAGUCAUGUCGCCACUUGUGGUUGCCCUUUCGCAGACCUGGCAAAGCGGUCCGGCGGGCUCACGGAAGACGAUAGAGCUAAACUUGAGCAGGUCCGAAGAGAUCCUUCACAGGCGGAGGCACUUUUCAAGGCUCAUCAAGCCAAGAAACGCGCACCAACACCUCAACCACAAGGUGGAAUCAUUGGCCCCAUUCUUGGCGGCGUGCUGGAUCUGCCCCUUGGAGGAGGGCUUCGUAAGCUUCCAGCAUUUGUCGGAGUUAGAUCCAUUAUUGACAUCCAUGGUCCAGUGAACGGUGUGCUACAGCCACUCACAGGCGCCCUCGCAGCUAUCGAUCUUCCAACGCCCCAGCCUCAAGGCCUCCAAGAAAUCCCAGGCGACGACCCAGACCAUCAGUUUCAAGCACCUGGUCCAACCGAUAUCAGAGGAGUGUGCCCCACGCUGAAUGCUCUCGCCAAUCACGGCUACAUAUCCCGUGAUGGCAUUACAAGCUUUGCUCAAGCUGCUAAUGCCGUUCAAACAGGCUACGGCUUCGACUUUUCACUGAGCGUUUUCCUCUCAGCUGUUGGUCUGAUGGCGGGCGGUGAUCUUGCCACUGGUAAGUAUACUAUCGCUGGCCGUGAUGCUCGUGUGCCAGAUACACUUGGCCCAGCUGGCGGGCUUGACAAGCACGGCGUCUUCGAGAUCGAUGGCAGUGUCACUCGUCAGGACGUUCAUUUCGGCAACAACGCGAAUUUUCUUGAGCAACGCUGGGACGAAUACGUAGCCGAAGCUAACGAACACGAUGGUGAAUUCGGUUUUGACACCCAAGCUCAAGACAACGGAUUGCGUUACGAUAACUCUAUCAAGACCAAUCCGGACUUUUUCGCCGGCGCCAUCUGGUUCAUUGUCUCGCAUGCUGAAAGGGUCUUCGUGUACGCUGGGCUUGCCAACGGGACCACAGGAAAGGCGGACUAUGACAACGUUGCUCCAUUUUUCCUCAACGAAACGUUUCCUGCAAAUUGGUAUCGCCGAGGGGUACCAUUCACCCUCCCUCAAGCUAUCCAGCAGGCAGGUGCAAUGUUUCUAGCAAAUCCUCGCGCACUGGGCGGCAACCAAGGCGUGGGUAAUUUUGUCCCUAUUGACAUAGCUUCCGAUCCCAGCAACAUUGCCAAUGCGCCGGCGGAGCUUGGCUGUUUCGUACUCGAAAAUCUGUUGGACGUGGCGCCAAAUCAGCUCGAUCCAUUGAUUUAUGACAACUUUGAACUUUUCACAGGAUUCAUCAAAGGAGUGAUCGCCCCCUUCUUCAUCAACGAUGGGUACUUCAACUGUCCUGCAGCUCUCGAGUUUACCAAGCCUGGGGAAAAUGCAGGCGAGUCUGGCGGUUCCGUCAGCUCGUCAGGCUCACCAGUUGACGGUGCCUACCCAGGCAUUGGUAUCAUUGCGCCUGACUCUCAACCCAGCUGA
Bacidia gigantensis is the source of this 1479-nucleotide messenger RNA. RefSeq lists its product as uncharacterized. NCBI's taxonomy places the organism in Eukaryota, Fungi, Ascomycota, Lecanoromycetes, Lecanorales, Ramalinaceae. Bases 1 to 1479 code for a protein of 492 amino acids. Gene Ontology annotation, molecular function: peroxidase activity. The transcript is spliced from 3 exons. The record is from RefSeq and is a predicted model, not a curated record.